This is a messenger RNA of Ctenocephalides felis (cat flea), 523 nucleotides long. Its product is annotated as nucleoporin GLE1-like. Bases 49 to 501 code for a protein of 150 amino acids. Gene Ontology annotation, biological process: poly(A)+ mRNA export from nucleus; regulation of translational initiation; regulation of translational termination. The record is from RefSeq and is a predicted model, not a curated record. The transcript is spliced from 4 exons. Gene Ontology annotation, molecular function: inositol hexakisphosphate binding; translation initiation factor binding; phospholipid binding. NCBI's taxonomy places the organism in Eukaryota, Metazoa, Arthropoda, Insecta, Siphonaptera, Pulicidae. Gene Ontology annotation, cellular component: cytoplasm; nuclear pore; nuclear pore cytoplasmic filaments.
GAAACAUGUCCAUAUCUUGCACCUGUAUAUCCUAUUAAAACAUCAGAUAUGACUGAAAUAGAAUAUCAGAGACUUUUGGGAUAUGAAGUUUCAUCAGAUGGAGUAGUUGAAGCAACUGACUUAUUUCUAAAACGAGUUUGUGGAACUGGAAGAUUGUUUUUUGCUGUAAUGAUGGUUUCUUGUAAUAAUCAUCCUUUUGCCUUAAACCAUGCUUGGUCAUGGCUCGCGGAUACUUUAAAUUUUGCGCCAAAACCUGAUAUCAGCGCAAGUCUUAUUUUACAAUGUUUAGAAGUCACAGGACAUAGUCAAAUGAAUUGCUACAAACAGCAAUUUUCAAAAAUCAUGAUGGUACUUAUAGAAGAAUAUAUGCCAGCAUUAGGAAAGGUUGAUAGUGGUGGUCCUUAUGCAAGGUUAAAAGAAUUUUUAUUAAAGGCAAUAGAAACUGGUAUGAUAAAACCUCCUAAGUACACACCAAAUACAGAUACUGUUGAGUAUCUUUAAAUACGAAAUAAUUGAAUUGAAC